AUGGGGCAGCUCCACACCCCCACCAAUCUCAUCCUCCUCUCUCUGGCUGUGUCUGACUUGUUUGUGGGCCUCGCAGUGAUGCCACCUGCAAUCAUCGGCCUGCAGUCCUGUGGGUUUAUGGGUAAAAUCACAUGCGCUUUUUUGUACCUGUUGGGCUUCACCCUCACCUCUGCUUCUGUUGGGAACAUGGUGCUCAUAUCAGUGGACCGUUAUGUGGCUAUUUGUGACCCUCUGCGCUAUUCCUCCACGAUAACACUAAGCAGAGUUAAAAUCUGUGUGUCUUUGUGUUGGUUAUGUGCUGUUAUCUACAACCUUAUAAUUCUUAUAGAUCACUUUUCACAAAUAGAUUUAUCUAACUCCUGUGCUCAAGAAUGUGUAGUUGUUAUAAAUUACGUUUCAGGGGCAGUAGACUUGCUUCUGACCUUUGUAGGCCCUGUUACUGUUAUCAUAGUUCUCUAUAUGAGAGUGUUUGUGGUGGCUGUGUCACAAGCACGUGUCAUGCGGUCUCAAAUUUCAACUAUUAAAUCAAAUACUGUGGCUGUUAAGAAAUCUCAGAUGAGGGCUGCUAGAACUCUUGGUAUUACUCUUCUUGUGUUCAUACUUUGUCUCUGUCCAUACUACAUUAAUUUUCUAGCAGGACAAAACACCACAGGUAGUAUAGCUUUAUCAGCUCAGACUUGGCUGUUCUAUUGUAACUCCAUGUUUAAUCCUCUGAUCUAUGCCUUUUUCUACCCCUGGUUUAGAAAAGCGGUUAAAGUCAUUGUCAGACUUCAGAUACUGCAGGAAGGUUCCCGUGAGGCCAAGAUGAUGUAGAGAGAAACAGUAUACUGUAUAUACACUGACUUAUUCUAUAAAGGGGAAUUCAGUCCAACUAAUGGUGAAAUGAAUUUGAACACAGUGAAAGCACAGUGUUGUAACAUACAAAUGUAUUUAUUUUAGGAAACCUAUUCUGGAUGUAAAUGACUAUACAUUUGAAACAACCUUUGCCAGUGAAGACAAGUUUUAACACCCUUUGUUUAGAAAAGUGAUUGAAUUAUUUGCCAAAGGUAUCUUGCUGGUGUGCUUACUAUUAGUGUAAUUCAAAACUGAACAGUCUAAUGAUUGAGGUGCAGGAGCAACUUUAAAUUGCAAAGACAGAAUGAAAGACUACAUUAUGUGGGGGAUCACAUGACCAAGACCAAGAUGGCUAUUAAGUAAGGGUGUUCCCAACAACCGUGCACAACUUAAAGGAUAAC
Molecule: messenger RNA, 1235 nt
Organism: Epinephelus fuscoguttatus (brown-marbled grouper)
Lineage: Eukaryota; Metazoa; Chordata; Actinopteri; Perciformes; Serranidae
Product: trace amine-associated receptor 8a-like
Exons: 2
Coding region: 1-813 (270 amino acids)
Biological process (GO): G protein-coupled receptor signaling pathway
Cellular component (GO): membrane
Molecular function (GO): trace-amine receptor activity
Source: RefSeq, a predicted model, not a curated record